Molecule: messenger RNA, 1827 nt
Organism: Closterium sp. NIES-67
Lineage: Eukaryota; Viridiplantae; Streptophyta; Zygnematophyceae; Desmidiales; Closteriaceae
Source: the annotation of a GenBank genome assembly
UCUGAUGCGCAAGCUACUAGCUCAGUUCCUCCCUGGACCAAGUGUGGAACACACUACAGUCUUGUUGGAUCUAGGGGAUCCAGUAACGUAACUGACCAGGUCGCUGACGGAUCGUCGUAGCCUUUACACCCAGGAUCGUCUCAGCUAUCGACUGAGUGUGUAGCCAUGUCGGCCUUUGCGAAGCUCAAGGCGUUAGAUUUCUACAGGAAGAUCCCUCGGGAUCUCACGGAGGCUUCGUUUUCCGGCGCGAGUCUCUCCAUUGUAGCCGCGACGACUAUGAUAUUCCUCUUUGUCGCGGAGCUGAACAGCUUUCUCAAAGUUUCCACCACGACGCAAGUCAUCGUCGAUCAGAGCCAGAACGGCGAACUGCUUCGGAUAAACUUCAAUUUCAGUUUCCCAGCGCUGUCGUGCGAGUUCGCGUCAGUCGACGUCACCGAUGUGCUCGGAACUGCGCGGUACAAUCUGAGCAAGACGGUGCGCAAGUUCCCCAUCGACGCGGCUGGCAACUGGGUGGGGCCGGAGCACCACCCGGACCCGCUGCCCAUGCCGGAGAAGCACGGCGAGGACAGCAACGAGACGACGGAGGAGGUGCACCAGAAGAUGGCGGAGGACGGCCACGAAUACGUGGGGUCUCUCGUGCUCAACAAGGACAACUUCGAACACUUUGCUCACGAGUACCAGAUCCUCGUUGUAAACUUCUUCGCCCCCUGGUGUCCCUGGUGCCAGAGACUGGAGCCAGCAUGGGAGAAGGCAGCAACUGUCCUGAACCGCAAGUACCAUCCCGACUACGACGGCCGCAUCCGGUUCGCCAAGAUUGACUGCACCAUCUACCAGGACGUGUGCCGAGACAAUCACAUCCAGGGGUUCCCCUCCAUCCGCAUCUUCCGCAAGGGCAUGGACCUCCGCACGCAUGGCGAGCAUGGGGAGCACGAUCAUGAGUCUUACUAUGGCGAGCGAGAUGCCGAGUCACUUGUUGCGUUCGCAGAGUCGCUCGUCCCGUCGGCCACGGUAGGGCGCCCCACGGCAGCGGAGGACAGCCAUUCGCAUGUCAAGCGCCGCGCUCCUGCCUCUGGCGGCUGCAACAUCGAAGGCUUCGUGCUCGUCAAGAAGGUGCCCGGCAACCUCAUGAUCACCGCGCAUUCCACCGCACACUCCUUUGAUGCGUCCACAAUGAACAUGACGCACACCAUCCACCGCUUCUCCUUUGGCCGCCAGCUCACCCGCCGCAAGCAGGAGCUGGUGGCUCGGCUCCGGCCGUACGUGCCCACGCCCGUGGGGCGGCUGGAGUCCCACUCCUUCCACUCCAACCACGACAAUGUCACUCACGAGCACUUUAUGCAGAUCGUGUUGACGGAGGUGCACCCGUUGGGGGUAUCGCGCAAGGACAGCAGUCUGCACUCGUACGACUACACCGCGCACAGCCACACGCUGCAGUCGCCCAACGUGCCCGUCUCGCGCUUCCACUACGAGCUCUCGCCCAUGCAGGUUCUCAUUGUGGAGACAAGGCGUCCUUUCUUCCACUUCAUCACAAACCUCUGUGCUAUUAUUGGCGGUGUAUUCACGGUUGCUGGCAUCAUUGAUGGAAUGUUCCACAACGCGCUCAGUAUGAUUAAGAAGGUGGAGCUUGGGAAGCAGUUUUAGGUCUGGGUGCCGAGAUUAAACUUGACAAAGCUAAUAUAGUUCACAGGCAUAUACCAUUACAAGGAACGUACGCUUAGCAAGCACUGAUAGCAACGCUUUUAGACAAAAGCUUUGUUCUGACUCGUUGCCUGUAACAAAUUUCAACGAAUCCGACAGUUACUCAGAUUUCGUCAACCUAUCCUGGAC